GCUGCCCGCUGGCGCGCGUUGAGGAAACGGGGGUCCGAGCUCGCACGCGCCAGCCCCAGGUGACAGCCGCGCUCCGGGCCAGGAUCUGACUGAUGAGAUGUGCCCCCAUCAAGACACUAGGCGAAGACAUGUUUAACGUGGGAUGAGAUGCUGCAUUGGCACCAAAGGGCUGGCCGAAAUGGGAGCCUGGCUGAACCCUAGGAAGUUGGUGGUAGCAAGGAGGAGAAGCCAGGGCAGGGCUGAGCCAAAGCAGCCGUGGAGUAUGUGAAUGGCCCCUGGAGUCCUAUCCGCCCUGCUCAUCAUGAUCCAGAGGCUGUGGGCCAGCCGUCUUCUACGGCAUCGGAAAGCCCAGCUCCUGCUGGUCAACUUGCUGACCUUUGGCCUGGAGGUGUGCCUGGCUGCUGGAAUUACCUAUGUGCCACCCCUUCUGCUGGAAGUAGGAGUAGAGGAGAAGUUCAUGACUAUGGUGUUGGGCAUUGGCCCAGUACUGGGUCUGGUUUCUGUUCCACUCCUAGGCUCAGCCAGUGACCAGUGGCGUGGGCGCUAUGGCCGCAGGAGGCCCUUCAUCUGGGCUCUGUCCCUGGGUGUCCUGCUAAGCCUCUUUCUCAUCCCGAGAGCUGGCUGGCUGGCAGGGCUGCUGUGCCCAGAUACCAGGCCCCUGGAGUUGGCCCUGCUGAUUUUGGGAGUGGGGUUGCUGGACUUUUGUGGCCAGGUGUGCUUCACCCCACUGGAGGCCUUACUCUCCGACCUCUUCCGGGAUCCAGACCACUGCCGCCAAGCCUUCUCUGUGUAUGCCUUCAUGAUCAGCCUUGGGGGCUGCCUGGGCUACCUCUUGCCUGCCAUUGAUUGGGACACCAGCGCCCUGGCCCCAUACCUGGGCACUCAGGAAGAAUGCCUCUUUGGCCUCCUUAGUCUCAUCUUUCUCACCUGCAUGGCAGGCACUCUGUUUGUGGCCGAGGAGGCAGUUUUGGGCCCACCUGAACCAGCAGAAGGGUUGUUGGUGCCCUCCAUGUCACGUCGCUGCUGCCCAUGCCAUGUUGUCCUGGCUUUUCGGAAUCUGGGCACCCUAUUUCCCCGUCUACACCAGCUAUGCUGCCGCAUGCCUCGCACCCUGCGCCAGCUCUUUGUGGCUGAGCUGUGCAGCUGGAUGGCCCUCAUGACCUUCACACUGUUCUACACAGACUUUGUGGGAGAGGGGCUAUACCAGGGUGUACCCAGAGCUGAACCAGGAACUGAGGCCCGGAGACACUAUGAUGAAGGCAUCCGAAUGGGCAGUCUGGGCCUCUUCCUGCAGUGUGCCAUCUCCCUGUUCUUCUCCCUGGUCAUGGACAGGCUGGUACAGAAGUUUGGCACACGGUCAGUCUAUCUGGCCAGUGUGAUGACCUUUCCUGUGGCUGCUGCUGCCACAUGCCUGUCCCACAGCGUGGUCGUAGUGACAGCCUCAGCUGCUCUCACUGGGUUCACCUUCUCGGCCUUGCAGAUCCUGCCUUACACGCUCGCCUCCCUCUACCAUCGUGAGAAGCAGGUGUUCCUGCCCAAAUACCGAGGGGACACUGGUAGCAGUGAGGACAGCCAGACAGCCAGCUUCUUGCCAGGUCCUAAGCCAGGAGCUCCCUUCCCUAAUGGACAUGUGGGCCCUGGCAGCAACAGCAUCCUGGUGCCUCCACCUGCUCUCUGUGGGGCCUCUGCCUGUGACGUCUCCAUGCGAGUGGUGGUGGGUGAGACACCUGAGGCCAAGGUUGUUACUGGACGGGGCAUUUGCCUGGACCUUGCCAUUCUGGAUAGUGCCUUCCUGCUGUCCCAGGUGGCUCCGUCCCUGUUCAUGGGCUCCAUUGUCCAGCUGAGCCACUCUGUCACUGCCUAUAUGGUAUCAGCUGCAGGCUUGGGUCUGGUCGCCAUUUACUUUGCUACACAGGUAGUGUUUGACAAGAAUGACUUGGCCAAAUAUUCUGUGUAGAGUGCUGUAGGGCAUUGAAGAGAGGGGUCUGCCUCACAGGGUCUCAGCCCUUAAAGGGCUGCAGAGCUGGACUCCCCAGGUCUGUUGUUGCCUAAGCGGUGUAGCUCUCUGCUGCCAUCCUGAGGCAGUGAGCAUAGAUAGGAGCUGGGGCUUCCAGCUCUGGCUUCAGAGUCUGGCUGGCCCACUGGCAGCUUCCCACGAGGGUGUUCUUCUGAAGUUCUGCAGAAAUGCAAAUGCAACCCUGUACAGGCGCUUUACCAAAACUCCAAGUUAACAGCUAAUCUUCCUGGUUAAGGAAGGAUUUGGGGACCUGAGCGAAUCUCCCUCCAAAGCCGCUCUUGCUCUUGCACUGGAGUUUCUUCUAGGAAACUCUCCUCCACAGGGUUCGACAGGACGGAAGUUGGAAGGAGAAGCCCUAGUAGACAAGAUGAAACCACGUGGUCCACAGCACUGCCUUUUUGCUGAACCCUCCCCCCCAACUGUUUUAGGAAAUUGCUCUGCUUAUUGGCCCUUGUGUUUGCCAUCAUGGAGAUACAGGCCUUUAAAUAUUUAAUUUAUUUGACAAAUGAGAAGAAAAUUCAUUCCCAGCAUUUUUAUGUUGUGCCUAAGAGUUGAGUAGGUUGGGAUCCCAAGAACUGAUUCCCCUAAAAUAGCUGGCCAUUGUGCUAGAUAUUUCCAGAUUCCUCUUCUAGGGUGAUAGAUAUCAUCCCCCAAACUGCUCAGCACAGUACUUUGGGUAAUCUAUGCAUUCUAGUUGAGAGCCAUGAGAUGUCCUAAUUCUAGGCUGGUCAUUGAGGGAAAUGGCAUGGGUCUCAAGGUCUCCACAGCAUACCAAAUUCCAAUUUUCACUUGACCCAGCUUGGCUCCCUUACUCCCCACUCCCCACUAUGGGACUGACUUCUGUAAAGAGAUUGGCCUUCCAACUCUAUCCACUGGCUCCAUGACCUCUAUGGGGCUUUUUGGCCGCCAAGCACAAGUGUGGUUCCUUAGGCCUCUGCCCACCUCAGCCUCUGGGACAUAUCUGUCACAGCCUGGGGAAUCUCAUACAAACUCAGGAGUACUCCCUGACAGAGCCACAGAGCUCUUGUCUGGGGGGAUUUCAGUGCUGGUUGCAAUAAUGUCAUGUCUUAUUUAUUUAGCAGAGUAAAUAUUUUAUACUGUACAGGAUAAAUCAGAGUAUAAUAUUUAUGGUGGUGAAAUUAAAGCUUACUAUACGUUUA
This is a messenger RNA of Psammomys obesus (fat sand rat), 3177 nucleotides long. It is a transcript of the gene Slc45a3, whose product is annotated as solute carrier family 45 member 3. Gene Ontology annotation, molecular function: sucrose:proton symporter activity. Bases 269 to 1957 code for a protein of 562 amino acids. Gene Ontology annotation, cellular component: membrane. Gene Ontology annotation, biological process: transmembrane transport. NCBI's taxonomy places the organism in Eukaryota, Metazoa, Chordata, Mammalia, Rodentia, Muridae. The transcript is spliced from 5 exons. The record is from RefSeq and is a predicted model, not a curated record.